UCCCGGUGUCGCCGCCCCGCCCCGCCGGCCGCCGCCGCCAUCGCCAUGAAGUGCCACUACGAGGUGCUGGGCGUGAGGCGCGACGCCGCCGAGGAGGAGCUGAAGCGGGCGUACCGCCGGCUGGCGCUACGCUGGCACCCGGAUAAAAACCUCGAGAACGCGGAGGAGGCAGCGGAGCAGUUCAAGUUGAUCCAGGCGGCGUACGACGUGCUCAGCGACCCACAGGAACGGGCCUGGUAUGAUAGUCACAGGGAGGCUCUGCUGAAAGGAGGAGCUGAUGGAGACUAUCAAGAUGAUAGCUUGGAUCUGCUGCACUACUUCACUGUUAGCUGCUACUCUGGAUAUGGGGAUGAUGAAAAGGGAUUCUUUACAGUGUAUCGACAAGUUUUUGAGAAGAUUGCGAAGGAAGAGCUGGAAUAUAUGACACAGGAAGAUAUUGAAGAAUUCCCUAUGUUUGGAUAUUCCCAUAGUGACUAUGAUACGGUAGUCCACCCUUUCUAUGCAUAUUGGCAGAGUUUCUGUACACAGAAAAACUUUGCUUGGAAAGAGGAGUAUGACACACGACAAGCCUCAAACCGCUGGGAGAAACGAGCUAUGGAAAAAGAGAACAAGAAAACGAGGGAGAAAGCAAGGAAAGAGAGGAACGAGCUGAUCCGUCAGCUAGUAGCCUUUAUUCGUAAGAGGGAUAAAAGAGUACAGGCUCACAGAAAGCUUGUGGAAGAACAAAAUGCAGAAAAAACUAGGAAAGCAGAAGAAUUUCGGAGGCAACAGAAGCUAAAACAAGCCAAGCUUGCUGAGCAGUACAAAGAGCAGAGCUGGAUAACUAUGUCUGAUCUGGAGAGAGAGCUGCAAGAGAUGGAGGCACAAUAUGAAAAGGAAUUUGGAGAUGGAUCAGGUGGUGAAGAUGCAUUAGAAGAACAGGAGACAAAAAGCAUUGAAGACAAACUGAAUGAUGAAACUGAAGAAGCUGAACUUGUUGAUGGUCUGUACUGCCCUGCUUGUGACAAAUUGUUAAAAACUGAGAAAGCCAUGAAGAAUCACGAGAAAUCAAAGAAGCAUCGAGAGAUGGUAUCGCUGUUACGACAGCAGUUGGAAGAGGAGGAAGGGAAAUUUGCUGUGUCUUCAGAUGAUGCAGAUGGAAUACAGACCAAAGAGGAGGAAGAAACAGAAGACAUACCCAAACAGAAACUCUCAAAGAAACAAAGGAGGAAGCAGAAAACAUUGAAGAGUUACGAGGACUCUUUUGAUCAAAGUGCUGACGAAGAAACAGUUGAACAAAAGGAGGUGCCCAGCAUGGAAAAGGACAGUGGCUCAACAGAGGAGUUGGUAAAUGAUGGCCAAAGAUGUGCUGUGUCAGAGGACACAGGCGUUACAGAUGAUGUCAGCCAAGAGAAUGAAACAAAAAGUGAAGCAAAAAGCACUAAGUCUAAAGGGAAGAAAGCCAAGGAAGCAAAAAAGUCUGCUAAGGUGUCUUCAGAGAGCUCAGCAAUGAAUGAAGUUCCUAUCCACUGUGUAACCUGCAACUGUACAUUUCCAUCCCGAAAUAAAUUGUUUGAGCACCUGAAAGUCACAGGACAUGCAAGAGCAACAACAUCACCAACUGUAAAUGGAGCUGUGAACACCAAAAACAAAAAAGAGAAACGUAAAAACAGAUAGAACUUUGCUGCAGUGACAGUCUUCAGAAUUGUAACAGUAACACUCUGAAAAAACUGAAACAUGCACACUGCCUGUGUCUGGACUUAAACAAAGAAGGCAAAUACCAAUGUAGGAAAAAAAUGAAGAUGCACAAAAGGAAUACUGUCUUGUGGAAGACUCUGUGCUUUCUUCUGUUCUUAAAAGCCUUCCUUUAAUCAUAGAAUGGUUUGGUGUCAGGGCAGAGGUGGAUGUUCCUUCCACCAGGCCACCUUGUCUAAAGCCCUGUACCCUGAGCAGCUUUCACACCACAGGUGGGGAAAUAGUAAUUCAAAGCUAUUCACCCUGUGUUCCUGUAGAACCUGCAUGGAUUAUUUCCACACAGAGGAAAUAAUAAAUUAUUUUGACAUGUGUGCUGUUGCUUUUCUUUUGAGAGGGUACAGCUCAGGGUGAGUAGCCAGUAGCAGGGCCUAUGCUCUGUUGAUGAGAACAUGGUGCUGAGAACACCCAGGUCAUGGGUCUGGUCCUCUAUGGACCAUUCUCUUAGGAGCUGGGCUUGAUGAUCCUUGUGGAUCCCUUCCAACUUAGAAUGUUCUUUGAUUCUUGAUCCUCUAUCAAAUAUGAAGCACCAAGAUACGGACUUUUCUUCUGCCAUUUUCAAAUUACUUAAUUACAUUAAGCAGCAGACAGAAGGGAAGAAGUUAGAUGACAAAGCUGUUUAAACCAGUUUUGACAAUUGCUAUUUGUUUUGUACGGUUACCUCUGUGGCAGGUGUUGGGGAAAAAAGGUCUAGUGGAACAGCCUUGCUGGAAUAAGUGAGGGAGAAAUAAACGAAUGACAUGAAUUAAUUAAUUUGUUCUGAUUUCUAAGGAAAGGCACUACGCUUGUGUUUAAAGGCAUAAUCUGCCUGAUCUUCAGUAGGAAAAAAAAAUAAGGUGGGAUAACAAAUAACUGAUUUUGGAGUGGAAUUAGUUUGUGCACAGGAGUUAUGAAUGGAGUUGGAGAAGACAGUGCUCAGCAAAGGCUGUACAAUAUUGUUUAGGACCCAUGGAGUAAGAUUUGGAGAGGUACUGAUGCUCUGUUACCAAAGUUCC
Melospiza georgiana is the source of this 2726-nucleotide messenger RNA. It is a transcript of the gene DNAJC21, whose product is annotated as DnaJ heat shock protein family (Hsp40) member C21. The coding region runs from base 46 to 1656 and encodes 536 amino acids. The transcript has 12 exons. Gene Ontology annotation, molecular function: nucleic acid binding; zinc ion binding. Gene Ontology annotation, cellular component: cytoplasm. The record is from RefSeq and is a predicted model, not a curated record. NCBI's taxonomy places the organism in Eukaryota, Metazoa, Chordata, Aves, Passeriformes, Passerellidae.